Messenger RNA from Anopheles marshallii, 906 nucleotides. RefSeq lists its product as uncharacterized. Lineage: Eukaryota; Metazoa; Arthropoda; Insecta; Diptera; Culicidae. The transcript has a single exon. Bases 1 to 906 code for a protein of 301 amino acids. The record is from RefSeq and is a predicted model, not a curated record.
AUGGAAGUUUUGGCUGGUGUAAAAAGCUUAACCGAGCUGAAAAAAAUCACCGAAAACGAGCACUCAUUGGUUGGGUUGUUGCAGAAAGCGGAAAUAUUGUCGCCCACGCAACUGUGCAAGAAGUGCAACCGGCGCAUGAAGCUUAAAGCAACGCGGAAAGCAAACGCAUGCAAAUGGAUUUGCAAGCCCACGUCGAGCUGCACCGGGUCGGAGUGUACUGUCCGUACGGGCAGCAUAUUCAAAAACUCCCGUUUAUCCCUGUCGCAGCUGCUGGAGAUCACCUACGAAUGGUCGCAGGAUGUGAAGCGGUCCAGUGCAUCGGCAGAGUGUGGAGCCUGCAAGUGUGCCGUCCUAAAAUGGUAUGCCUUUCUUCGGACAGUAACUGCACAGUAUAUCGACGCGAACCAGGCUCAAAUUGGGGGCGAUGGAUUGACCGUCGAGGUUGACGAAUCUGUCGUCACCAAGCGGAAGUACGGUCGUGGACGUCGGGCGGUGAACAACCAAGCCUGGCUCGUCGGUGGCAUCUGUCGGGAAACGCGUGAAAUAUUUUUGGAGCUCGUCCAGGAACGUAAUCCUGAACACAUGCACAGCAUCAUAAAACAGCGCGUGGCACCGGGGUCGACGAUAGUGACCGAUGGUUGGUGGGCUUACAACGCAAUCGAGCAUCAUGGAUACAGGCAUGAAACCGUGAACCACUCCGAAAAUUUCGUCAACCCAAGCGAUCGUACGGUGCACACGCAAAACAUAGAGAACCUGUGGCGCUGGGUAAAGCCUUUUUUGAGAUCGAAAGGCACGAACCGGGGAUCGCUGAUCAACUAUCUACGGGAGUACCAGAUGAAACGGCGGAACCGGAACUGCUUCCUGAGCGUGUUGCGCGCCAUCCAAGCUGUUCAGGAUUUUACGUAA